Molecule: messenger RNA, 2364 nt
Organism: Diorhabda sublineata
Lineage: Eukaryota; Metazoa; Arthropoda; Insecta; Coleoptera; Chrysomelidae
Gene: Coq8
Product: atypical kinase COQ8B, mitochondrial
Exons: 8
Coding region: 344-2281 (645 amino acids)
Biological process (GO): ubiquinone biosynthetic process
Cellular component (GO): extrinsic component of mitochondrial inner membrane
Molecular function (GO): kinase activity
Source: RefSeq, a predicted model, not a curated record
AUUCCUGUGAAACUUAACUGAAUACAAUUAGCCAAUAAGCCUAACCUCUAUAAAAUAGUCGCGGCAGGUUCAAAACAUUAGUUUCUAUUUUUUUCUUUUAACUAUAAAUCUGUAUAUAUUGGUUCUGUACAUUUUAUUAAAAAUUUUGCUAUACAUACUGAAACCAUUUUUUCUUACAUAGAAAUACUUUUUAUUAGUUAAUGGGUCUAGAUUUUCCUUUGGUAUAUAUCUCCUAUUAAAACAAUUUCUUAAUACAACAUAGAUUUAUUGCCAAAACUAAAGUUGGUUAACAUUCAACUUACGUUCUCAAAUUUCUGACAAUAUUGGAUAAAUAUCUCAUUCAAUGUCUCGUGUUCAAGAUUUUGCUUGCAUAUUGAAAUCUUUGCAACUAAUAACUGAAGCUUGUGUGAAAUUACAAACAGAUAAUAUUAAAUUUGUAUGGACAAAUUCAAGUAUACGACCCACUUUGGAAAAUUGCAUUUCCAAUGGCAAAAAAUCUUCAAAAUUUGGUGGAACAGGUAUUCCUGAUAUAAAGGAUAGUAUAGAUCGUGUAGCUACAGUCUUUCAUGGAAUUAGAGUAUAUACAAACGUGGCCUUGGGCCAAGAAAAUGUAACAACACAAGAGAAUUCGAGAAUAUCACCAAUAAAAUCAACAACAGAAGAAAAACAUUUGAAAACCCAAGUUUUGGAGGAUCAUCAAAAAGUUUAUACAAUCGAAUUAACAGAAAGUGAUAAAGAACUUAUCAAAAGAUUAGAUAUGGAGCAUAGAGCAAAAUUAAUAAAAGAAAAAGAUAGAGAAGAAAAUAAGGUGGAAGUCCCAAUGAAAAAAGUAGAACAAUUACAAGAAAAACCAGCAGAAAGUAUAAAAAUUAAAUCUGUCCCUAAUCCAAAAUCUAAAUUAAAGUUGAGUGACAAUGCGAAGCAAAGAAAAGUACCUUCAUCAAGAAUUGGACGAAUGGUAUCAUUUGGCAGCUUAGCAGCUGGUUUAGGAAUUGGUACUGCCACUGAAUAUGCGAAACGCACCCUUGGCAUAGGAGAUUCUUCAACUGAAGCCUCCAAUCUUUUCAUGAGCAAAGCAAAUAUGGACAGAAUUGUUGAUACUUUAUGUAAAGUUAGAGGUGCUGCUUUAAAAUUAGGGCAAAUUUUAAGUAUACAGGAUGAUACUAUCAUCAAUCCAGAGUUAGCUAAAGCUUUGGAAAGAGUAAGGAAAUCUGCAGAUUUCAUGCCUGAUUGGCAGUUAGAACAGAUUAUGGUGGCUGAACUAGGUCCGAACUGGAGGAAAAAAUUUAGUAAUUUUGAAGAUACGCCAUUUGCUGCUGCUUCUAUAGGUCAAGUUCAUCAGGCAACAUUGAAAGAUGGAACCGAAGUAGCUAUUAAGAUUCAGUAUCCUGGAGUGGCAAAAGGCAUUGAGAGUGACAUUGAUAAUUUAGGGGCUAUCAUGAAGAUGUGGAAUGUUUUCCCAAAGGGGAUGUUUUUGGACAAUCUUAUGGUAGUUGCUAAAAGAGAAUUGGCCUGGGAAGUGAAUUAUAUAAGAGAAGCUAUAUGUACCAAGAAAUUUAAGGAAAUUUUAGAACCUUAUAAGGAUUAUUACGUACCAUGUGUUAUUGAUAGUUUGUCUACUAAACAAGUAUUUACAACAGAAUUAUUGGAUGGAAUUCCUCUUGAUCAAUGUUUUGAUUUGGAUAAGGAGCACAAAGAGUUUAUUGCUGAUAAAAUUAUGGAAUUGUGUCUAUUAGAAAUUUUGAAAUUCAGAUAUAUGCAAACAGAUCCAAAUUGGGCGAAUUUCUUGUAUAAUCCUUCAAAAAAGCAGCUACUUUUGUUGGAUUUUGGUGCUAGCCGUGAAUAUCCCAAGCCUUUUAUGCAACAGUAUAUAAAAAUACUUAAAGCUGCUUGUGAUGGAGAUAGAAUUACUGUUCUUAACGUUUCUCGAGAUCUAGGUUUCCUCACGGGUUAUGAAAGUGAGAUAAUGGAAAAUGCUCAUGUUGAUGCAGUGAUGAUAUUGGGGGAAAUUUUUCGAACAGAUGGUAAAUAUGACUUCAGCAAACAAGAUAUGACGCAGAGGAUUCAAGAUUUAGCGCAAACAAUGUUAGUUCAUCGACUCUGUCCACCACCAGAAGAAAUCUAUUCUUUACAUAGAAAACUUUCCGGUGUUUUCUUACUCUGUAGCAAACUGAAAGUGCAAUUAGAAUGCAGAGAAAAGUUUUUGAAUUUAUACGAAGAAUAUAUUCGGGAAAACGAAAUAGACGAUUCACAACCGAAAAUAAUAAAAAAUUCAUCCUAGUAACUGGGUUGUGUUUAAAACGAAAUAAUUUUAAUGUAUACAUAUAAAGAAUAAAAAUGAAUAACUAACGUUUCAUAAUUAAA